AUGAAGAUUAGCAGUCCGUUUUUGCUCUUGCUGCUUUUGUGCAAGGUUUGGUCAUGGUCUGCAGAGGAUUAUGAGAUCUUUGAGAUCACGGAACAGUUGCAGAAGGACAUGGGUAAAGAUACUGACUUCUACACGUUUUUGGGACUGACCAAAGGUGCAGACUCCACGUUUGAUGAGAUCAGCGCUGCCUACAGAAAGCGGUCGAGGCAAUUCCAUCCUGAUAAGGUGAAGAAAACAGGGUUGAGUAAUUCUCAGUAUAAAAAGGAGAAGAAGUUGAUGGGCGAACGAUACGAGAAGCUCAGUGUGGUGGGCUCGAUAUUGAGAGGAGACAGAAAGGAACGGUACGAUUAUUUCUUGAAAACUGGAUUCCCGAAGUGGAAAGGAACGGGCUACUAUUAUUCCAAAUUCAGACCCGGGUUUCUGGCUGUUCUAGGCUUUUUGUUCGUGUUGGUUUCUGUAUUCCAUUACAUUGCCAUUAAGAUCAACUCCACUCAACAGACGAAGCGCAUUGAGUCGUUGAUAGACGAGAUCAAGAAGAAGGCCUGGGGUGGGUCUGGGAUCCCCCCAGCGGAUAUGUCAGACCGCAAAAUCUUCAAUCCAAACCUCAACAAGACGUUCGUGGUGAAAUUUGACGGAUCGGUGUUUUUGGUGGACGACCCUACUGCUCCAAGUGCGCCAACUUCUGGUGACGGCAUUACCUAUGGUGACGAUGGUAAGGGAAACGUUGUAUACUACGAUGAAGAGGAACAGGCUCGCAGGAGGAAGAAGUUGGCUGCUGCGAGGCCAAAGCAGAACGAGGUUUUGCUCCCCGUUACUCUGGAAGACGUUCAUGUCCCUACCUACCGCGACCUAUUGCCUGUGAGACUCUUGCUAUUUUCAUGGAACUCCUCCGUUGCGAGGUACAUACCUAGCUUGCGAAUUGUGCUUACUGCUCCCAAGAAAGUUCAACAGCAGGCUGAGCCCGUCAAGAAAGCGGCACCCAAGAAGAAGGGUGUUAGAAAGGAAUUGCCCAAUGGAAAGGUGGUGUACAGCCGCAAGAGGUAG
This is a messenger RNA of Kuraishia capsulata CBS 1993, 1044 nucleotides long. RefSeq lists its product as uncharacterized. The record is from RefSeq and is a predicted model, not a curated record. The coding region runs from base 1 to 1044 and encodes 347 amino acids. Lineage: Eukaryota; Fungi; Ascomycota; Pichiomycetes; Pichiales; Pichiaceae. Gene Ontology annotation, cellular component: endomembrane system. The transcript has a single exon.